This is a messenger RNA of Ostreococcus tauri, 1029 nucleotides long. RefSeq names its product P-loop containing nucleoside triphosphate hydrolase. The coding region runs from base 1 to 1029 and encodes 342 amino acids. The transcript has a single exon. Gene Ontology annotation, molecular function: DNA clamp loader activity; ATP binding; ATP hydrolysis activity. Gene Ontology annotation, biological process: DNA repair; DNA-templated DNA replication. The record is from RefSeq and is a predicted model, not a curated record. Lineage: Eukaryota; Viridiplantae; Chlorophyta; Mamiellophyceae; Mamiellales; Bathycoccaceae. Gene Ontology annotation, cellular component: nucleus; DNA replication factor C complex.
AUGACGGUCGAGCACGGCGCCCGGGACGCGCGCUCGACCGCGCAUCAACCGUGGGUGGAGAAGUACCGACCGAAGACGGUGCGCGACGUGGCGAGCCAAGAGCAGGUGGUGCGGGUGCUGGAACAAGCGCUGGAGACGGGGAACAUGCCGCACUGCCUGUUCUACGGACCGCCGGGCACGGGGAAGACGACGUGCGCGUUGGCGAUCGCAAAGCAACUCUACGGACCCGAGCUGUACAAGCAGCGAGUGAAGGAAUUGAACGCCUCGGACGAGCGAGGGAUCUCGGUGGUGCGGGAUAAGGUGAAGACGUUCGCUUCGCUCGCUGUCGGGGCGCCGGCACCGGGGUAUCCGUCGCCGCCGUAUAAGAUUUUGAUUUUAGACGAGGCGGAUGCCAUGACGACGGACGCGCAGUCCGCCAUGCGAAGAAUGAUGGAGACGUACUCCAAGGUCACUCGAUUCUUUCUCUUGUGCAACUACGUGACGAAAAUCAUCGAUCCGAUCACGAGUCGGUGCGCCAAGUUUAGGUUCCAACCGCUCGCCCUGGAGACGAUGACGACUCGUUUGAAGUACAUCGCCGAGCAGGAGAGCCUGGAGUUGUCCGACGAUGUGUUCCCUGCGUGCUCCAAGCACUCGGGUGGGGACAUGCGCAAGGCGAUUACGCUCUUGCAGAGCGCUGCUCGGUUGUUUUCGGGCAAGGUGGACGCCGCGGGCAUCGUCGAGGUUGCUGGUUACAUCCCGGAUGUGAAGUUGACGACGCUCCUUGACUUGUGCAAAUCGGGGGACUUUGACAAGGCGCAGGCCCACAUGGAGGAUAUUUUGCGCGAUGGUUAUUCCGGGAUCAAAAUCAUGGACCAGUUGUCUGACAUCGUGCUGGAAGCCGAUUGCUCGGACGAGAUCAAGGGGGACAUUUUCAUGAAGAUGGGAGAGGUGGACAGGGCUUUGGCGCAAGGCGCUGACGAAGGUCUGCAGCUGGCGACCGUGGUGAGCAGCGCGAUCAAAUCCUUCGAGAAAUAUCCCGUCGCAGCUUAG